Molecule: messenger RNA, 2077 nt
Organism: Scomber scombrus (Atlantic mackerel)
Lineage: Eukaryota; Metazoa; Chordata; Actinopteri; Scombriformes; Scombridae
Product: leucine-rich repeat-containing protein 72
Exons: 5
Coding region: 1219-1890 (223 amino acids)
Molecular function (GO): protein binding
Source: RefSeq, a predicted model, not a curated record
UCAAUACUUACACAUGUAUACGGUAUAUGAGUAGAAGAACAUCUUGUGAUAUUUGUCGCAUUUAAAAUCAGUGUUAACGUGCUGUUAUAGUUGAUAUGUGCAGUAAAGCUGGAUGAAUGGAAAUGUUAAUUGGUGCUGUUGCUUUAGCUGUUCAACAGAGCAGCAGAAUGAAUGUAUUGACAUCAGUCAGAAAAGCUCACAUUCCUUUAAGAGGUUAUAUUUUCACUAAUAACUCACCACCAGUGUUGAAUGGAAUGCACUCUUUUGCAGUAGGGGAUAUAACUGAGCUAACAGCUGCUCUGUUGUAAAGCAACAGUAACAUUUCCAUUUGACUUAUUUACUGUAUUUUUAAUACAAAGGUCAACACUCAUUUGACUAUUAUCAUUGUUGGAGGAAGUAUUGGGACCUUUUAUUUCAGUCUAAGCAGCAAAACCACAGUAUAAAAAAUAUUCCUUUGCAAGUAAUAAUCAUGUAUUCAAAAUUAGUCAAUUAAGUAAAUUAAGAAGUAUUGGUUGCAAAAAAAAGUAUAAAAAGUAAAAGUACUAAUGCCAAAUUGCCCAAGUCAGUGUUAUAAUUAUUAAAUGUACUGUAUACAGAUAUACAUACAGUGUGUAAAAAGUAUGAACCCCCUAUUUGAAUUUUUCAUGUUUUACUGUUUGACAACAUGGACUCAAAAAAACAUUUAAUAUGCUUUGUUUUGGACAAUGAUCAACGGGAAAAGAUCCUUAUACAGUAUGUCAAAGUGAAAACAGUCAAAAUACCAUGUUUUACUCGUAAAAUCUAAAAUAAAGUAGCAACUGUAGCUGUGAAAUAAAUGCAGAAGAAGAAAUACUACAUUAAUCAGCGAAAUGUAGCGGAGUGGGAAUUGAAAGUAGCGUAAAAUGAAGAAGUACCUCAAAACUGUCAGUUUAUUUCUGUGCUGUUUUUUAUUGGAAAAUGACAUUUUCAUGACUAUAGCAGCAGUCAAUAACCAUCAUCUUACCGUUGCUGCAUUCUGAUUCGUCCAUCCAGCUGAUCAUCAACUGUGACGUUCAAUCAUUUCAUUCACCUUCUGUUUCAUGUAGUUCUCCUUAAACUUCAUUGACCCACAGUGUAUCAACCAACCAUCAUUCAAAUCCACUGUGGUUCAUUUUUACGUCUGAUGGACAUCCCAUAAUUAUUCAAAGGUUUGGUCAUGACAUAACCAUCUGACAUCCCUCCAAAUCUUCACUGUUCGAAAUGGAGAGAAACUCAAGAAGUUUCAGUGCAGCGGCUUUCUUCAUGGAUCAUCAUCAUACCUCUGGCCAGCACAGUCAACCCGGCCACGCCUCAACCUUUCAGUGGCUUUCUUUUGCCUACCAGGGCCUGACAGAAAUCCCUUAUGGAACCAUUCUAACACAAACGGAUACCCUGGAGGUGCUGGAUCUGAGUUAUAAUUUGCUGAAUGAUCUUUAUUGGAACCCGGCUCUGCUGGAUCAGCUGGAGAGACUCAGCACUCUGAUCCUGGACUGCAACAACUACACGUCCCACGUCAAGUUCCCCUACAUGCCCAGCGUCACCACGGUGUGCAUCAACAAGAACAAGAUAAAUAACCUGCCCGUCUUUGUGGAAGAAAUCCGACGAAAGUUCCCCAACAUAAAGAUCCUUAGUAUGAUGAACAAUGAGGCAGCACCAAGCUAUUUCAAUGGAGGAAGUCUGACUCAGUACAAAGACUACAGACAGUAUGUCAUCAGUCAGUUACCAGGACUGGAGAUUCUGGAUGACACCGAGGUUCCGGACAAGGAGAGAGUCCAGGCUAGAAAAACCUACAGGUUGCAGCAGAGCACUCAUGGCAGCAGGAAGAGGAAGGAGGAUUCAUCCAAGAAACACACACACAUGCAGAAGAAGUCAAGUACUAUCAUAAGACAAUAGUAUGCACAAAGUUUUUAAACCCGUCCCUUAUGAUCACCUUUUUAGUAAUAUAUUUAAUUAUAUAAUAUAUAAAAUAUAUCAUUGUAUAUUCUGUUUCUGCUUGUUCCAGCAUUUAACUGACAUGAAAUAUUGAAAUCUAAACACUAUGUUUGUAUGGCUGCAUAUCAUAUUAAAUGGUAAUAAUUUA